Messenger RNA from Raphanus sativus (radish), 3074 nucleotides. RefSeq names its product probable receptor-like protein kinase At2g23200. The record is from RefSeq and is a predicted model, not a curated record. Gene Ontology annotation, molecular function: transmembrane receptor protein tyrosine kinase activity; ATP binding. Gene Ontology annotation, cellular component: plasma membrane; plasmodesma. NCBI's taxonomy places the organism in Eukaryota, Viridiplantae, Streptophyta, Magnoliopsida, Brassicales, Brassicaceae. The coding region runs from base 303 to 2804 and encodes 833 amino acids. The transcript has a single exon. Gene Ontology annotation, biological process: protein autophosphorylation.
AAGAAACCGAACAAACUUAAUAGAUAACAGAUGAAUGACUAAGUCAGUUUUGGAGAGCAAACGUAAGGUAAAGAUUAGUUAGAGAGACGAAGACUUGAAAAGUCAACUCGAGUCUUCUACCAAUAAUCUCAAUUCUUUGUUAUUUUUCAAUCUCAUCUUCUUCCUAAAUCCUCUUCACAUCCAACCAACCACAUGUUUCUUCAUAUCUUAGACUCUCUCUCUCUCUCUCUCUCUCUCUCUCUCUCUCUCUCUCUCUCUCUCUCUCUCUCUCUCUCUCUCUUUCUAGAUUUUCUGUCACAACUAUGGAGAAACUCUGUUUUAGAUACUCUGUUUCUGUCUUCAUGACUACUAUUACAGUUAUUGUUCUUCUUCCACGUCACACUCUCUCUGCUACCUCUUCUCCAUACUCUCGUCCCGAGAAGUUCUACGUCAACUGUGGUUCCGAUUCUAAUAUCACCUACGGUGGUCGGACCUUCGUCGGAGAUAUGAUCUCCGGUGGUAACUCAGUUUCCUUCAGCAGUAAAGGGAGCGAAGCCAGCAACCAAUCCGGACCUGGAAUCUACGGGACGGUAAGAAUAUUCAGACGCCCUUCUUCUUACAAGUUCCAACUCGAUUCCCCUGGUCUCCACUUUGUCCGUCUCCACGUCUCUCCCCGGACAGAGCUUUUAACUUCACGUUUCACCGUCUCCGCUACUUCUGGUUCCACUCGCCACUUCAAAACCUUCUCGGUUCAGAACUUCAACGAGACCCCACGUGUCGAGGAGUUCCUCCUCAUGAUCGACUCCCCGAAACUCGAAAUCCGAUUCGUGCCCGAACCUUCCUAUGUAGCUCUCGUCAACGCCAUCGAAGUGUUCUCCGCUAGCAAUGACCUCGAGAUUACGCCGGAGUCCGACAAGAAUCUGCGUACGAUCUACAGAUUAAACGUAGGGGGACAGAAAGUCACACCGGAGAACGACACCUUGGGACGUACCUGGUCCUCGGACGAUGACUUUGUCUACCAAAAAGAGGCUGCGAGGAUCGUUCGAGUAGCGCAAAAGCCUAACUAUGAUUCAGGGUCGGUGACGGAGUUCACAGCUCCUGAUUUUGUCUACCAGACAGCCAAAGCAAUCAACGGUAGCUCAAGCGAGCUGACGGACAUGCUGAUGAACAUCACUUGGUCGUUUAAGGUGAAGAGUAAAACAAAGCACUUCAUCAGGGCUCAUUUCUGCGAUGUUUCGAGCGGUUCGCAAAGCAGUGAUUCCGAUUUUUAUCUGUACGUGAACGGGCACGUGCGAAGAGAUGCGAAGCCUUCGGAGCAGAUUAGGUUGGUCACUCCGUUUUACAUCGAUGUGGUUGAUGUCUCUGAUGGCUCUGGGCUGUUGAACGUCAGCGUGGGUACUAAGGAGCCACGCAAGGUUGCUGGUUUUCUGAAUGGUGUGGAGGUGAUGGAGUUUCUGAACAAAUCUGGUUCUGAUUCUCCGGAUAAAAGUAGUACCAAGGUUUACGUCAUUAUUGGUUGUGUUGCUGCUGGUUUGAUCUUGGUUUUGUGUUUGUUGUUUACCGUUUUCUUGAAACGGAGGAGAUCAAAGAAGAAGAAGCCAGAGGAGGAGGAGGCAACUAUAUGGUCUCCUCUGGAGUUGUACAGAGGUGGGAGUUCCGACAAUAGACUAUUCGAUUCGCGGUUACGCACCAAUAGACCUUUCGAUCCGGUCCAUAAUUCGCCUUUACGCAACUUAAACUUAGGCUUGAAGAUUCCCUUCGCGGACAUUCGGAGAGCCACGAACAACUUCGACCCCCAGUGGUUGAUCGGGAAAGGCGGUUUCGGAAACGUCUACAAAGCCAUUCUUCCUGACGGAAGCAGAGCUGCUAUCAAGAGAGGGAAACCCGGUUCGGGACAAGGGAUACUGGAGUUUCAAACUGAGAUUCAAGUCCUGUCGAGGAUCCGGCACAGACACCUCGUUUCUCUAAAAGGUUACUGCGACGAAAACUCGGAGAUGAUCCUUGUCUACGAGUACAUGGAGAAAGGUACGCUUAAGGAGCAUCUCUACGGCUCGGGUUUGCCUUCGUUGACGUGGAAACAGAGACUAGAGAUAUGCAUCGGAGCAGCCAGAGGAUUGCAUUAUCUUCACAGCGGCUCGGAGGGAAUCAUCCACAGAGAUGUCAAAUCCACAAACAUACUACUGGACGAGAACAACGUGGCCAAAGUCGCCGAUUUCGGGCUGUCGAAACUCGCGGUCCGCGAUCAAGAUCCGGUCAACAUCAGCAUGAACAUCAAAGGAACGUUCGGUUACCUCGAUCCGGAGUAUCUGCAGGCACACAUAUUCACGGAGAAAUCAGACGUGUACGCGUUCGGAGUCGUCCUCCUGGAGGUUUUGUGCGCGAGACAGGCUCUCGCGCACGAUCUUCCCCAUGAGGAAGUGAACCUUGCGGAAUGGGCAAUGUUCUGCUUGUCGAAAGGGAUAGUCGAUGAGAUCUUAGAUACGAAACUGAUAGGUCAAAUCGAGGCGAGUUCUUUGAGGAAGUUCAUGGAGAUGGUUGAGAAGUGUUUGAGGGAUUGCGGGGAAGAUAGGCCGAGCAUGGGGGAUGUGAUCUGGGAUCUUGAAUACGUUCUACAGCUUCAUAUGACGCCGGUUCAAAGAGAGCCUCAUGAGGAUAGCACCAUGACGAUCUCCGGCGUCGGAGGUGGAAACUCGUUGGUGGUUCCGAGGUUGAUGGUGAGUGAUUCGUUUAGCGAAAACUCGUUUGUUCAGAAGAAGAGCAGCUAUAUUGGAGAUUCAUCUGAGACUCAGGUUUUCUCCCAGCUGAAGAUCUCUGAAGCAAGAUAGUAAAUGGCUUUGCAGUAACCGGGUUUCACAAACUUACCGUGUCCAUACCGGUUAUUUAUUUGAAUGAAAACCGGUAUGGAAAUCAUACCCAACUUUUUUUUUUUGAAUCAUAUAUAACUUGUCCGUUUGGAAUUUAUAGAUUUGAAAAAAUAAUGCAAUAGUUUUCAAAACUUCUCAAAAAUACUGAGAGUUUUGUGUAAUGGUUGAAAUUUUUUUUUCUUCAACAAAUGUAAUGAUUAAAUAUAUGAAAUGUUUUUAAAAAAUUAGCUA